AGACGCGAGCACCACACUUGCUCGAGAGCCCGCAAAGGUGUUCUGAAAGAAUGGCAGACGAUAUUGAUAUAGAAGCAAUGCUUGAGGCUCCUUACAAGAAGACUUGCCUAACGAUAUCUCACCUCUACUCCCAUGAAUUCACCUUUGAUUCCAGUGUGAACUGUCAAUCAUAAGGGCGAGAUGUGUGACAGAGGUGGCAUCAAGCUCUUACAGUCCCAACCCUCCAACGAAAAUGGGCGAAGAUCUCAGGAAUGGCAUCGGUCACAGGAAAUCGAUAGUGGCUGGCUGCUAGCAUGGCCACUUGGGGCUUAGGCAGAAAUAGAGCCGUGGUACUGAUGAAAGGGACAUAGUACAUGGAAUAAACUUUAAACUUGAGUCUAUUAUGUUUUAUAGAAAUUACAUUUAACCACUUCACUAUAAAUCUCUAGGAUAACUUAUCUAAACUAUGUUUAUAAAAAAAAAUACCUAAAGCUUAAAUUGUUUUAUAUGGACAGCAUAAUUCUUGCAUUUUAUUGUAUGCCUAAAAUGUAAACAGCAAAGUGGUUAAACAUACCCAUCUAAAUUUUUUUUAUAGCUUUCCAAAUUAAACUAAAUAUAAAUAAAUAAUUAGUUUUUAAAUUGUUCUGUAUUUUUUUAUUCCUGUUCCCUUUACCCUUUGACAACUUGAAAUGUUUCCACUUCGUCCUCAUGAUGUUCUUCUAUCAACCCUGCUUAGGAUGAGAACAAGUUGAGCAGUGCUAACGGCCAUGAAGAGCGUAGCAAGAAACAAAGUUUCUGCCUCCUUGGAAAGCUCUACAUCUCCUUGUGAUUGGAGUGUGGGUUUCAAGAUUCCAGAAGGAGAAAAAAAAGCAAGAGUAGAAGUCGAAGUCAUGACCGGAAGAGGAGCAAAAGUAAGGAAAGGAAACGAAGCAGAGACCGGGAGAGGAAAAAGAGCAAAAGCCGUGAACGGAAACGUAGCCGAAGUAAAGAACGAAGACGAAGUCGUUCUAGAAGUAGAGAACGCCGAUUCAGAGGCCGCUAUCGAAGUCCCUACUCCGGACCAAAAUUUAACAGUGCCAUCCGUGGAAAGAUUGGGUUGCCUCAUAGCAUCAAAUUAAGCAGACGCCGCUCAAGAAGCAAAAGUCCAUUCAGAAAAGACAAGAGCCCUGUGAGGGAACCUAUCGACAACCUUACUCCAGAGGAAAGAGAUGCUAGGACGGUGUUCUGUAUGCAACUGGCAGCAAGAAUUAGACCAAGAGAUUUGGAGGAGUUUUUUUCUACUGUAGGAAAGGUCCGUGAUGUAAGAAUGAUUUCUGAUAGAAAUUCCAGAAGAUCUAAAGGAAUUGCUUAUGUAGAGUUUGUUGAUGUUAGCUCAGUGCCUCUAGCAAUAGGAUUAACUGGCCAGCGGGUCUUAGGAGUGCCUAUCAUUGUACAGGCCUCACAGGCAGAAAAGAAUAGAGCAGCAGCAAUGGCAAAUAACCUACAGAAAGGAAGUGCUGGACCUAUGAGGCUUUAUGUAGGAUCAUUACAUUUUAACAUAACUGAAGAUAUGCUUCGUGGAAUCUUUGAGCCUUUUGGCAGGAUUGAAAGCAUUCAGCUGAUGAUGGAUAGUGAAACUGGUCGAUCUAAGGGAUAUGGAUUUAUUACGUUUUCAGAUUCAGAAUGUGCCAAAAAGGCAUUGGAACAACUGAAUGGAUUUGAAUUAGCAGGCAGGCCUAUGAAAGUUGGUCAUGUUACUGAACGUACUGAUGCUUCCAGUGCCAGUUCAUUUUUGGAUAGUGAUGAGCUGGAACGAACUGGAAUUGACUUGGGAACAACUGGUCGUCUUCAAUUAAUGGCAAGACUUGCAGAAGGUACUGGUUUACAGAUUCCUCCAGCAGCACAACAGGCUUUGCAAAUGAGUGGAUCUUUAGCAUUUGGAGCUGUAGCAGAUUUACAAACCAGACUUUCCCAACAGAGUGAGGUUACAGCUCUAGCUGCAGCCGCUUCUGUGCAGCCUCUUGCAACACAGUGUUUCCAGCUUUCCAAUAUGUUUAAUCCUCAAACGGAAGAUGAACUUGGCUGGGAUACAGAGAUUAAAGAUGAUGUAAUUGAAGAAUGUAACAAACAUGGAGGAGUAAUCCAUAUUUAUGUUGACAAAAAUUCAGCUCAGGGCAACGUUUAUGUGAAGUGCCCCUCGAUUGCUGCAGCCAUUGCUGCAGUAAAUGCAUUGCAUGGAAGAUGGUUUGCUGGUAAAAUGAUUACAGCUGCAUAUGUACCUCUUCCAACUUAUCACAACCUCUUCCCUGAUUCCAUGACAGCAACACAACUACUGGUUCCUGUUCGACGAUGAAGGAGGAUUUAGUCUCUUAUGUACAUAGCUUUUUUUUUUUUUUUUUUUUUUUAAAGAGGAUUCAAACCUGAGUUAUCUUUUAUUUAGGUAAAACAAAGGAAAGGGUCUACUGUCAUUUGUAUGCGAUUCCUGUUACCUUGCCAGAAGGAGAGAAAGCUGUUAUAGCAGGAAUGCAGUGUGUUCAUUCUCCCUAACUAGCAAUUUCCACUGUAUACAAAGCUGUUUUCUUGUUCUGCCUUGUAAAUGUACAUUUAGAACAUUGACUAAGGUGAUCUGUAGGAAUUGAGAAAUAGCUUAGACAAAUGUACUUUCUGUAAAAGGCAGACGAGGAUGUAAUGACGUUUUUAAUGUUUCAGAAGCCUAACUUUUUAUGCAGCAGUUACAUUUUACAUUUCACUAAAUGAAUUUUGACACUUGGCUAAUGGUUUAACAGUAAUAUGGUUUCUGAAAUACAUAUUUAGUGUUCUGUAUAUGGGAAAUUCAAAGACAACUAAAUGAUUUCUGACUUAAGUCAGUAAUUCACCUUGCAUUAUGAUAAACAAUUGGCAAGAAAGGGAGAUUCAAAAAUUCAAUUUCUUGAUGGUAACUUUUCAAUUAAUGUAUCUGUAAAAGUUUCUUUGUAAAUACUGUGUGUUCUGGUGUGUCUAAGGUUCCAAACAAAAUGAUCCCUGCAUUUCCUCAAAUGUACAGAUAUAGUGUGAUAAGCAACACAGUCUGAGCAGGAAACAGGAAAUGCAGAAAUAGGUUUUGUCUGGUUGCAUAUAAUCUUUGCUCUUUUUAAGCUCUGUGAGCUCUGAAAUAUAUUUUUGGGUUACUUCAGUGUGUUUGACAAGACAGCUUGAUAUUUCUAUCAAACAAAUGACUUUCAUAUUGCAACAAUCUUUGUAAGAACCACUCAAAAUAAAAUUCUCUUUAAAAGGC
Messenger RNA from Sarcophilus harrisii (Tasmanian devil), 3232 nucleotides. It is a transcript of the gene RBM39, whose product is annotated as RNA binding motif protein 39. Gene Ontology annotation, cellular component: nucleus. The transcript has 19 exons. Lineage: Eukaryota; Metazoa; Chordata; Mammalia; Dasyuromorphia; Dasyuridae. Gene Ontology annotation, biological process: mRNA processing. The record is from RefSeq and is a predicted model, not a curated record. Bases 1208 to 2311 code for a protein of 367 amino acids. Gene Ontology annotation, molecular function: RNA binding.